Strongyloides ratti is the source of this 669-nucleotide messenger RNA. RefSeq lists its product as hypothetical. The record is from RefSeq and is a predicted model, not a curated record. The transcript has a single exon. Lineage: Eukaryota; Metazoa; Nematoda; Chromadorea; Rhabditida; Strongyloididae. Bases 1 to 669 code for a protein of 222 amino acids.
AUGACAACAAGUUCAGAUAUUCUUGUAAAAUUAGCACAAGAAAAUUCUACAUACGAAGUUGAAAAUAAUUCUACGAACGUAGAUAAUAAAAACUUACAAACAUCAGAGAUAUCGACAUAUUCUAGUAUAUUUAAAAAUUUAAAUUAUAGUGAAAACAAUAUUUUAUCAUUAAAUAGUCCUAUUUUAUCUGUAUCUCCUACUAUAUUUUCUAAAGAACAAUCUACUAUAGAUUAUGAUAUUUCAACAUCUAUAACUGCAGAAGAAUUACAUAGUCUUAUAAUUCAAGGUGAUAAAGUAUUGGCAGAUAAUUUUUUACGUUUAUUUAUGCAAUCUCCAAUUUUAACGGAAAAUUUAUCCCGUAUUCUUAUUAAAAAUACUGAGGUUGCCAUGGAACGUCUUAAAUUAAUGCAAUUAAAUAAUGAACGUAGUUUAAGUAAUUAUUCUUCUGGAUUUUCAACACCUAUAUCUGGUCAAACAAUUUUUGAACAAUCACAAUGUAAUUCACCUUCAAUUGAAAUUGAACCAUCAAUUACAAGUGACACCUCCAGUGAAAUGAGUUUAUAUGAAGAAGCUGUUAAUGAAGUUUUAAUGGAAAGUACAACUCAAGUAACGCAACAUGAAUAUGAAGCUAUUUUAGGAAUGUUACAGCUUAAAAACUCUAGUAAUUAA